Messenger RNA from Neolamprologus brichardi, 2401 nucleotides. The record is from RefSeq and is a predicted model, not a curated record. Lineage: Eukaryota; Metazoa; Chordata; Actinopteri; Cichliformes; Cichlidae.
UAUUUUUCUCUCCCAGUGUGCUGAAUGUUCCUCCUGCUGGAGAAAAGGAGAAAAAAAAACCCAACGCCGGUGGACACACAGAGAAGGAAGGCGCAGUGGAAAAAUAAAGGAGGUGGAGGAAAAGUGAAGUAACAGGAGAUUAGCGGGAAGCUUGGAGGGACAGGCUGGGAAGAGAGCGAGGAGAAAAUUACGGAGAGCGAGACUUGUCGUACAGAUACAAUUAUAUUUUCUACAAGUCCCACAAUUUUGCUCGAAGAUUUUUUUGUAUUCCCCACUUGCUGAAUAAACGGAGGCAACACCAUGACAACAGAAAUGCAGGAGAUCGCCAUCACGGAGGAUAAGCCUUUACUCACGGGUCAGGCUGACACCACCAAGGAUGCUGAACUGGCUGCUAGGAUACUCCUGGACCAAGGACAGGAGCACAGUGUUGAGACUCCACAUGGCGUCCUGCACGUGACCCUCCAUGGCACGCGAACCACCCGUAGGCCCGCUAUCCUCACCUUCCACGAUGUGGGUCUGGACAGUAAGAGCUGCUUCUCGCCUCUAUUCAAAUUCGAAGAGAUGCAGGAGAUCGUCAAGAAUUUCACCCUGAUUCACAUCGACGCCCCAGGACAAGAGGAGGGGGCCGCCGCCUACCCUGCAGGUUACCAGUAUCCCUCCAUGGAGACCAUAUCAGAGAUGAUCCCAGCUGUCCUGCAGUUUUUCAACCGUAAAUAUAGAUGUAUAUGAGAUAGUGUCACACUGUCAGUGAACACUUCUGCUUUCUCUCCUCAGCUCACAAACCCAGAUGCAGUGGAAGGUCUGGUUCUGAUCAACAUCGACACUAACGCCCGAGGAUGGAUAGACUGGGCUGCUCAAAAGCUCAGCUCCGUGACGUCCUCCCUCACAGAGCAGAUUCUGUGCCACCUUUUCAGUCAGGAGGAGCUGUCGUCAAGCACAGAUCUAGUGCAGUCUUACAGAGAGCGCAUCUCCAAAGCUCCAAACCUGUCCAACAUGGAGCUCCUGUGGAAAUCUUACAACAGUCGUAGAGACCUGAUCUUUGACCGCAACAGCGCUUUCAAAUGUCCUGUGAUGCUGGUGGUGGGCGAUCAUGCUCCCUAUGAGGAUGCUGCUGUGGAGUGCAACAGCAAAAUGGACCCGACAACAACCUCGUUCUUAAAGAUGGCUGAUGCUGGUGGUCUGCCUCAGCUGACUCAGCCUGCUAAACUUACUGAGGCUUUCAAGUAUUUCAUCCAGGGCAUGGGCUACAUGGCUUCAUCUUGCAUGACUCGCCUGUCCCGCUCUCGUACCACCUCCCUCUCCUCCUCCUACUCCAUGGAUGGCUCCCGCUCUCGCUCCCGCACCCUGUCCCAGGGCUCGCAGGGCGGCCAGAUGCCGCCCAGCCCCUCCCAAACGAUGGAGGUGUCUUGCUGAAGAAAAACAAAACGAUAGAAAGAAAGAGCGAGAGUGGGAUGAGAGGAGGGUGGAAGCAAAAGGAAGGGAAAGAUGAAGCAUGACAAUAAUGCAGAGACAAGAUGAAUGGGUUACUUAUUUGUCACUAAACAACUCCUUUCAUUCCCCACAAAGAGCAGAAUAGGAAUAUGGAUGGUUAGAGAGAGGGAGGGAAGGAGGAAGAGGAAUAGAGUGACUUGAGUGGGAAAAAAAAACCCCUUCUCUUUACAACCUCAGCCCAAAGCAAAGUACAACUGGCUGUUCUGCCAUAAACAUGAGUCUUUAAAAGGCAUGAAGAGAUUAUUAAAGCAAAGGAGGGGGUGACGACCAGCAACUAGUCCUCUCUCCCUCUAUUGUCAGCCAAUAGAGCCCUUUAAUUUAGAUUUACAGUGCAGCGUAUAAAACCAAUAGUAAUAAUCCUGAAAACGGUAUUGUGGAUGUUGAUGCUGAUGAUUCUGAUGUUCUUGAUGAUGAUGAUGAUGAUAUUGAAGCUAAUGAUGAUAGAAAAAAACAGUAACUUUUCUCUUUAUUACAUAAUGACUUAAAAACAACAUAGACAAAAAAAACGUACUAUAGCAGAGAUACUUAUAACAAUGUGUGUCUACUACUUUUAAAGCUAGUUUUUAUUGUGUUCUUCUUCUUUUUUUUUUAAUCAUUUCUUUUAUGGAAUUUUUUUUCUUAUAUGUAACCUGUCUCAGCAAGGGGCUGAAGAUACUGAUUGGCUGACCCCAUCAUAUGGAGACAGCCAAUGAGAGCCAUUGUAGUGACUACUUCCUCCUUGAUGUUGCCAGAUUGUUUAUGUCUUCCAUUUGGCCCUCGUCUAUAAGUGACUGUAAUCUUUCCCCCCCUCCAUUGGAUUUUGAUGUGAUGGACAAGAAGCUUUUAUUUUAUUUUAUUUUUUCUUCUGGACUGUUUGGAAGUUGCAUGCCUGCUAUCAACUCAUGUUAAUAUUGAAUGGAUAAUGUUGUUU